AUGGCGGCCCCUGCUCUCUCCAGCCGGGCUGGCUCGGCGGGCAGCCUCGGGAACAGCCCGACCACGACCGCAGGGAGGCCCCCACCCGGAGGAGCAGGAGGAGGGGGGGUCGGGCCCGAGCUGGACUUCCGGUCCGCGGCCCGCGUGGAGGACCUGAACCGGCUCAUCUCUGAGUUCAGUAAACACGAGCAGAGAGAGUACGACGACCAGCGCGCUCUGGAGAUACACACGGCCAAGGACUUCAUCUUCUCCAUGCUGGGAAUGGUCCAGAAGUUGGACCAGAAGCUCCCGGUGGCCAACGAGUACCUCCUCCUGUCGGGCGGUGUUCGGGAGGGCGUGGUGGACAUGGAUCUAGACGAGCUGAGCGUCUACGCCCGCGGCACAGACUACGACAUGGACUUCACCCUGCUGGUCCCGGCGCUCAAACUCCACGACCGCAACCAGCCGGUGACUCUGGACAUGAGGCACUCGGCGCUGGGCCACUCCUGGCUCAGCCUCCGCCUCUUUGACGAGGGCACCAUCAACAAGUGGAAGGACUGCUGCACCAUCGUGGACCACAUCAGCGGCACCACCAACUACUUCUUCUCCCCGACGCUGGUGGCCGACUGGUUCUACCAGUCCAUCUCCCUGGUGCUGCUGGAGGUGCAGAAGAAGCCGCAGAGAGGGAUGCCGCGGGUGGAGAAGGUGGAGCGGAACGGCACCAUCAUCUCCGUCAUCCUGGGCGUCGGGAGCAGCCGGAUGCUCUACGACAUCGUCCCCGUGGUGUCCUUCAAAGGCUGGCCGGCCGUCGCCCAGAGCUGGCUGAUGGAGAACCACUUCUGGGACGGGAAGAUCACGGAGGAGGAGGUGAUCAGCGGGUUCUACCUGGUGCCCGCCUGCUCCUUCAAGGGCCGCAAGGAGAACGAGUGGCGCCUGUCGUUCGCCCGCAGCGAGGUGCAGCUGAAGAAGUGCAUCUCGUCCAGCCUGAUGCAGGCGUACCAGGCCUGCAAGGCCAUCAUCAUCAAGCUGCUGUCGCGGCCCAAAGCCAUCAGCCCGUACCACCUCCGCAGCAUCAUGCUGUGGGCCUGCGACCGCCUCCCCGCCAGCUACCUGGGCCAGGACGACUUCUCGGCCCACUUCCUGUUGGGCCUGAUCGACGACCUGCAGCACUGCCUGGUCAACAAGAUGUGCCCCAACUACUUCAUCCCGCAGUGCAACAUGCUGGAGCAGCUGUCGGACGAGACGGCCAUGCUGCACGCCCGCAAGCUCUGCUCGGUGCGCUCCGACCCGGCCGAGCACCUCCGCACCACCAUCGAGCACGCCAAGGCCGCCAACAGGCUGACGGUGGAACUGCAGUGGCGGGGCAGCGCCAGCAACCUGCCGUCGCCGCAGUCGGACGCCGGUGGGGAGAACCAACCGGACGACCGGCUGGCCAAGAAGCUCCAGCAGCUGGUGACGGAGAAUCCGGGGAAGUCCAUCUCCGUCUUCAUCAACCCGGACGACGUCACGCGGCCGCACUUCCGCAUCGACGACAAGUUCUUCUGAGACCUAGAAACACUCUCCAGACCUCCUCCUCCUCCUUUUCCUCCUCCUCACCUGGUGCCCUGCCUCCUCUGACACUUUAUUUUUAGACAUUUUUUAUGUUUCUCUGCCACAGAGUGAAGUGAGGUGAUCGUCUAGUUGUGUCUGCCACAAUAUUUUUUUAUUUUUUUAUGUUUAUUUUUCUAUUCCUCCUGUUCCUCCUCCUCCCCCCCCUCUCCUCUCUCACUGUGUGCCCUGUGUUUCUACCUGCUGGAGGCCUUUUAAAUAGAAGCUGAAUAGCAGCAGGUUGUUUUUCAAACUGAAGGAUGAGGUGAAAAUCCACCUUAAGAUGGAAACGCUGUUCCAAUGUUACGGUACUUUAAUGAUCAGGGAUCCUGGAAAUGAGACAAAAAACCCAACUCCUGAAGAAUAAACUGUAGAUAAUACUACAUGAAGUAAAUAAUACUAGUCACUCUACAGUAUGAAGUAUUUAACAGUGACUAAUCUGAUAGAAUAGAAACUAAUAUUUCAUCUUUUUAAUGACACUAAACAUGCAAAAAUAACACUAAAUAUUCAGUAGAAGAUUAAAGGUUUGAGCAAAGUUGUUUUUAACUUUUUAACAGAAAUUUAGCUUCAUAUCUUCUAAUUUAAAGACGUCCAUCUCCAGCAAAACUUCUGCUUUUCUCAUGAAUUACGAUUAAGCUAAUAAUUGAGAAUAUGUUUAAUGAAAUAAGUAAUUAUGAGAUAGAUUCACAUAAAUAUGACGUAAUUAUCUCCCAUUUAAUGUCAUAAUUAUGAACUUGAUACAAAGUCCUAACUAUUAAAUCUCUCUAAUAUACAAACCGUUAUUAUAACGACCUUCUUUAUUGUAAUAAUUCAGUGUUUUGUACUCAAUUAAAAGAUCUCAAGUAAAUUAUGAUUAUGAGUUGUCAUAAAUAAUCAGACACGUGAUGACAUACAAAGUCAGAAUCAUGAGAUAAAGAAAUGUAACAAGCUAAAGAUGAGGACUUUUAGUUUUGUGAUAUCGAAACAAAGAAAUUAAAAAAGCUUUUCUCUUUUAAUCGACUCAAAAAAAUCUGCAAAAGCUCGACGUCGCUCGUGAUUUCACACCAAGCCUCCAACAGCAACAAGAUUGUUGAACAAGACUUUACUGUUUAAGAUUGUACACAAAUUCAGGAUUUGGGGACGCCAAAUGGUGCGUCCGGAGGUCUCGGUCCAGGAGUGAAGACAGCAGAGUUCAGUCUGAAGGUGGAUUUUGUUCCUCUGAGGAAUGUCUUAGUCCGCCGAGGACAAUGGUAGUAACGUCUUAGAAACUAAUGUAAAUAGAAGGAACACUGACAAUGAUGAUAAUGAUGAUGAUGAUGAUGAUGAUGAUGUGUGGACUACUACUCGUCUAAUUUUGCACAGAAUGUAAAAAAAAAAAAAAAAAAAAUCACCACUUUUCCUGUCGAUGGUGGACGCCGUGUUCGCCUUUAACCCUGAGACGAUGUAUCAUAUCAGUACUCCGCCGACACUGCCGAGGGAUGGUCGUACUGCACGAUUUAAUCUGUAUAUUUAACCCCGUGGAAUAGCAACAAGUACACAGUGGUACUGCUGUAGUACUUCAACAGAGUCUCCUCAAACAUGCAGGGAUUUGAUUUCAGAGAUGUUGAUCUGGCAAAAAAAAAAAGGUCUUUCAGCACCAGAACAGAAGCGAUGGACGGUUUGUAAAAUCUGAUCCCCAAAAUGUCUGAAUGGGUCCGAUGUUACUCCUCGUUCACACAUACAGGAUCACAGAACACUGGAGAGGAAGCUGUUCGUUAUGAACAGAACCUCGUUAAAACACAAAAGAAAGGUUUAACUUUCGUGAAGAUGUUCUCUGAUAACAAGUUUUUCAAUUCCACUCCCAAAAAUGGAGGAAAAGCCGUCAACGUCUACAGCUUCACUGCUUUCUUGACGGAACAUUACCUCCGCCCGAUCUCCAGGCUCUUCCUGGCUUAUGCUACACCUUUCUCCAGAGUUUCAUGAAAAUCUGGCUGGUAGUUUUUCAAGUUAUCCCGUUGACAAACCAAACGGAGAACAAAAAGUGGGCGAAGGCAACGAGCUACCUGGAGUAGAAGAAGAAGAUUGUGUGGAAAUGAGAGGAAAUAACUGACCAAUCAGAACACAGGAUGUAGAUCACAUGUCCUACAGUGGAGGCGGACCACCAACCCUACACCUGAACCUCGGCACACGAUCAGUCGCUGCCCAUCCCAACUCAAGUUUUAUGUACUCACUGUUUGAAGAAGUGUGUGAUGGAAAUCUCGAGACAGAAGACGUUUCAGCAGACCGGGAUUCUUCAGCAGUAACAUUUGUUUCUCGAUCGAGGAGAAUAGUAGUAUACUAUUAGAAUACUGAUACCACAUUCUGAAGAUGGAGUACUGGAGAAUAGUAGUAUACUAUUAGAAUACUGAUACCACAUUCUGAAGAUGGAGUACUGGAGAAUAGUAGUAUACUAUUAGAAUACUGAUACCACAUUCUGAAGAUGGAGUACUGGAGAAUAGUAGUAUACUAUUAGAAUACUGAUACCACAUUCUGAAGAUGGAGUACUGGAGCACAGUAUUUAACCCUCACCAGACCAGCUAAGUUCCGCUAUAUCCAAAUAGUCUAAACCGAAUACAGAAGGUUUCAAGCUGACCUUGGCCUACCAGCUGCCAUAUCCAGCUCGGCCUUAUCAGGCACAGAGUGAGACAGGCGAAGAGAGACGGACAGUUGACCUGACCUACAGACAGUUACCUUUAACCUACAUGAGGGAAGUUUAACAUACAAGAAGGAAAAUUCCUUCUCAAAGUGUAUUUGAACGAAGGAGGACAAAACCUGAAGAAAGAGAACCAUGUUUAAAUGUACCCGUCGUAAUGUGGACUCCAGAACAAAGGUCCGGAGCACUCGGACUGUGUGGAUGUUUGUGGGUCAUGUUUUAAACUCCCUCUGGUUUUAGUCUCUCCACAUGACCUGGACAUGAAAAUGUCAAAAAGAUCUCAAAGACUUCUGGGACGUCUCGGAGCGACAACCAAUAGCUCUUGUUUUGGUCUCCUCCUCGUUCUACUCCACUCUGUAACGGAGCUCUAAGCGCUAAACGAUGUGAGAGAAGACAUCGCUUAGAAAACAGUUCAACCCAAAAACAAAUACAUGUUUGUAUGCCUCCAUGCUGUGACGUACGUUUUCUGGAGACAUUAUGUUUUCUGUCUGUCCUCAUGAAACACAACAUAUCAAGAACACUAGGAAUUUAUUCAGACACGCAAAAAACGUCCACCUAAACUAAAGGGUGACCUGAUUAGAUUUUGGAGGUCAAAACAUGUUUCUGGCCAAAAGUCAAGAAAUCAAAUGCUAAUUAUGACAAUUUCACCCAAACGUCUGAAAGGAUAAAAUGAAGUGAAGGUGUUUUGGACAGACGUCUGUAUGUGUGAACGAGGUGGACUCCUCACGCCCACAGUUCAACACUCAGGAGAAUCUGCUGCAUUACGACCAUCGUCAGCUGACGUGUCACAUGACUUCACCUCCCUCCACUGCUUCCUGUCACGUCCUUUAGUUUCAAUAAGCUUCACCUGUGUGUUUUUAUUAUGUUUCCACUUCAGCUGCUUCCUGUUUGUUUUCUGUUUUAAAGUCACAUGUUCGAUACGACCAGCUCACCUGGACCAGUUACAACAACCUGACGUCUUACUGUCAUCAUGGCUGUGUUCCAUUUAGCUCAUCCAAUACCUUCACUGUUAAAGGGAGAAGAAGAAACGCUGAAUCUGAGUUUAUGAAAAGGUUAAACAUGGAGAGAAAGUAGAAGAAAAUAUCUGCGACUGUACCAGCAGAAGAUUGUGCCUGUGGCGAUGCAUCAUGGGAGUUGUAGUUGGUCCGGAGUUGGUUGAGUUGAAGAAAAGUCGCUUCCAUUUUUUUAUCAUUUUAUUUCUUUGUGUGUUUUCAAACGUCCCAAACAUUUCCAGAAAAAUGCCAAAAAAAACACCUGCAGACAUAUGACCGGUAACCUGAUCUCCAUCUCCUCAUCCUCAAGUGCAAUUAGUGAAAAUACACACAUGACAGGAACUCAAACACACACACACACACACACACACACACACACACACACGUAGCAUACAGACUAAACACUACAGCUCUGUUUAAACUGGUUUUAAUGGAGACGCUAACAGACCACACUGUCACACACCAUCAAAGUGCCACACACACACACACACACACUGUAAUCAAUGUGUUGAUCUUCUGAGCUCCAUGACCUUUGACCUUACACUCCUCUCUCUGUUCUGAACCUUUUAACUGUGAGUUUUUGAUUGUUUUCUCUGUAUCUUGCUGCUCUGCUUUGUUCUGAUGAUGAUGGAUUUCUUUAUGCAAUGUUGACUGUGAUUGGUUAACCCUUCAGAUGGCAGCUCCUCCCCCUCCACUUUAAUUCACUGUACAGUAGAAUCAUCAUAAAGUCUUUUA
This is a messenger RNA of Anoplopoma fimbria (sablefish), 5943 nucleotides long. RefSeq names its product nucleotidyltransferase MB21D2. Lineage: Eukaryota; Metazoa; Chordata; Actinopteri; Perciformes; Anoplopomatidae. The transcript is spliced from 3 exons. The record is from RefSeq and is a predicted model, not a curated record. The coding region runs from base 1 to 1524 and encodes 507 amino acids.